Egretta garzetta (little egret) is the source of this 2563-nucleotide messenger RNA. It is a transcript of the gene ATPAF2, whose product is annotated as ATP synthase mitochondrial F1 complex assembly factor 2. Lineage: Eukaryota; Metazoa; Chordata; Aves; Pelecaniformes; Ardeidae. Gene Ontology annotation, cellular component: mitochondrion. The transcript is spliced from 6 exons. The record is from RefSeq and is a predicted model, not a curated record. The coding region runs from base 1594 to 2370 and encodes 258 amino acids. Gene Ontology annotation, biological process: mitochondrial proton-transporting ATP synthase complex assembly.
CCGGGCCCGGGCUCCCCAGGGCCUUUUCCUGACAUGGCCGGGUGCUGGGCCUCCCCCCGCGCCCUUCUCCUGGCGUUCGGAAGGGGGGUUCGCUGGCAGCACGGCCAAGUCCUCAGUGCACCAGCCUGCUUUUGUGUUUUGGUGGGGUUUCAGGGAUUUUUUGGGGGGAUGGCACGUUCUGGGCCAUGUAUUCCCUCCACAGAUCUUUCUGGAAACGUGUGGGUUUGAGGACAGUAAACUUAGUCUCAUUCUGUCUGAGGUGAGGCUGCAGAGUCGCAGUGACUCAUGGUGGGGUGCUGGGAGCCCACUGCCGUGACUCAGGACCCCUCUGGGGUACACACGCGUUAAUCUUUUCAGAACUCUGCCUCAACAGUGUGGCAUUUUCUGAGGCCCUGAAGCUUGCAGGUCGCUGAGCCUGAGCAAAUCCCGUUCUGUCUCCCCACCAGGAACGUGGUUUCUUUUUUUUUUUUUUUUAGCCUAGAAUAAGAGACCUGCAGCUUGGGUCUGUUUGCUUCACCCUUCACAAGGUAGAUUUAUGGGUUUGGCAUUUACGAUCUGGUUCUUGUCAUCAGGGGAAUGGCUUGUGGAUUCUUCCUGCCUUGUGUGGGAGAUACAAGCUUUUGCAACACGUGUAAUCCGGCUCUCAGGUGUUGGGAGUGCGUGAAACAGCACUGGUAGGAAAGGAGGCUGCUCUUAAAAAAACAGAGACCCGCAGUUCCCUCGGGCUCACCUUGCUGGUGGAGCAGGCGUAAUCCUGAGGCAGAGCGGGAUGUGUGGGCUGGAGACAGCCGCGGGAUGUGGUUUCUCCCCUGGUGACUCAGUGGUGUGCCAUGGUGUGUGCAACGUGUCCCCAGCACCAUCCAUCCAGCUAUUACCCCGUAUUCCUGCAAUAAACCUGCCCCCAUGGGCGGUCGCAGUGGAGGGAACAGCGUCUUUGCCCCUGCAUGCUGUGAGCCUGACAGUGGCUGUGAUUCUUCUAGCAGUGCAGCGGCUGCAGGUCAAAGCCAAGAAUGAGCGAGAUGCACCGAGGGAGAGCGUGUGGGCUGGCACCCAGUGGGUUUGUCAGUGGCGGGGUGGACAGGGAGGUCGCUGUGGGCUGCCCUGGCUCUAACCCAGCUCUGCUUGGUUUCUCAUCACUGUGAGACAAGUGCAAGCAGGGAGAGAGAGUUAGCCAGGGCUGUUCAGAGAUGGACUUGUCAAGCGUGAUUGCAGUGGGAGAAUCCUGAAAGAUUGACCCCAAAGCCAAACUCCAGCAGGAGAGCUGGGAUGGGUCUGCUCUGGAAACUGCCCCUGCCUGGCUAUGCAGAACCUCUGUGCAGGCCAGUUCGAAGGGAGCUGAGAGCCCAGCCUGGCAGAAGUGAAGCUGGUCCCAUUCACUUGUCAGUUGUGCACUGUAACACUGUUUUUUAACCAGUUCUGUGGCACUUCCCUGGUUGAGUGGAGCUCACUGAAACAGUGUGGUGCUUGGAAGCUGUGGAUGAACAGGCAGGAUUUUUGUAGCCGGGCCACGUCAACAGCACCAAGGGCUCUGUUUGUUCUGGGCUGUGAUGGGGAGCAGGGGAAGUGGACAAACCUCCUCUAAUUGCCCUCUGAAUGGCUCUGUUUCUGCCCCCAGAGAGGAAACGGUUUUACCAGAACGUGAGCAUCUCGCAAGGAGAAGGAGGCUUUGAAAUCAACCUGGACCACCGGAAGCUGAAAACUCCCCAGGCCAAGCUCUUCACUGUCCCCAGUGAGGCCUUGGCCAUUGCAGUGGCAACAGAAUGGGACUCCCAGAAAGACACCAUCAAGUUCUACACCAUGCACCUGACCACACUGUGCAACACGGCGCUGGACAAUCCCACACAGCGAAACAAAACGCAGCUGAUCCGUGCAGCUGUGAAGUUCCUGGAGACUGACACUGUCUGCUAUCGUGUGGAGGAGCCAGCCGCCUUGGCAGAGCUGCAGAAGAAUGAAUGGGAUCCUGUUGUCGCCUGGGCUGAGAAAAGGUACAACGUGGCAAUUGGCUCCUCGACCAGCAUCCUGGGGCCGAACAUCCCAGCCAGCACCAAGGAGACCUUCAUCAGCCAUCUGGCAUCCUACAACAUGUGGGCCCUGCAAGGUGUGCCUGUCUGCGGGAUUUGCUCCAGUCCCUCAGUCGCCAGGCGCUCACUCUCCUCCCCUGAAGAGGGAUGUCUUGCAAGCCAGAAGCUGGUGGUGUGGCAGGAAAGAGCCCAGCAGCUGUGUCCUUUGCCAACAGAGUUGUCCCAGGACACAGCCCACCACACACAUUUGCACAGUGUUUUUCUAGGAGUGGUUAUAGAUGGGGACAGGUCUUUUAGCACCAAACAGUAUCCAAGUCCCUUUCAUCCUGGACUUUCAUCUGAGCUCUAGAAUACUCAGGCUGGAUGGGUAUCUCUUCCCUUUGCACAGGGCAGGUUUGUAGUAGAAUAAAAGGAAGCAGUUUCCAAGGCAUAGUCUUUGUCACUGCCAUGGGAUUGGCCAGAACAGCACUCUGUCUCUGCUGUUAACUGCAGAUCUGACACUUAAGUGCCCAGACGCAAGUGGGAGGUAUCACCAUCCCUGA